AUGGGAAACUGCAACAACUCGACUGUGGAGGAACUACAAGCUUGUGAGAGUCAUCAGUGGUACAGAAAAUUCAUGACCGAGUGCCCAUCUGGACUCCUCACCUUCUACGAGUUCAAGAAGUUCUUUGGCCUGAGGAAUCUGUCAGAGACAUCAAAUGCCUACAUUGAGACUAUGUUUACAACGUUUGAUAUGAACAACGAUGGCUUCAUUGAUUUCAUGGAGUAUGUGGCCGCUCUGAGCCUGGUGCUAAAAGGAGGAGUGCAGCAGAAGCUCCGCUGGUACUUCAAACUGUAUGAUAUUGAUGGAAGUGGCUGCAUCGACCGUGAAGAGCUGCUUCUGAUAAUUAAGUCUAUCCGCGCGAUCAAUGGAGUUUCUCAUGAGAUGUCAGCAGACGACUUUGCCAACAUGGUGUUCGACAAGAUUGACAUCAAUGGAGAUGGUGAACUGUCCUAUGAGGAGUUCAUGGAGGGGGUCCAGAAUGACGAAAUGCUCCUGAAGACGCUAACAGAGAGUUUGGACCUCACACACAUUGUCCAAAAGAUUCAAGGAGAGAUAAGGGCCAACACUUAG
Seriola dumerili (greater amberjack) is the source of this 570-nucleotide messenger RNA. RefSeq names its product guanylyl cyclase-activating protein 1-like. Lineage: Eukaryota; Metazoa; Chordata; Actinopteri; Carangiformes; Carangidae. The transcript is spliced from 4 exons. Gene Ontology annotation, biological process: visual perception; positive regulation of guanylate cyclase activity. Gene Ontology annotation, molecular function: calcium ion binding; calcium sensitive guanylate cyclase activator activity. Gene Ontology annotation, cellular component: cone photoreceptor outer segment; photoreceptor inner segment. The coding region runs from base 1 to 570 and encodes 189 amino acids. The record is from RefSeq and is a predicted model, not a curated record.